Lytechinus pictus (painted urchin) is the source of this 5257-nucleotide messenger RNA. Its product is annotated as organic solute transporter subunit alpha-like. The transcript is spliced from 9 exons. Gene Ontology annotation, molecular function: transporter activity. Bases 1463 to 2620 code for a protein of 385 amino acids. The record is from RefSeq and is a predicted model, not a curated record. Gene Ontology annotation, cellular component: membrane. NCBI's taxonomy places the organism in Eukaryota, Metazoa, Echinodermata, Echinoidea, Temnopleuroida, Toxopneustidae. Gene Ontology annotation, biological process: transport.
CUUUCUAACUUGUGUUUGAAUAAAGACUUUGACUGCGAUUCUUUGUCUAAUGUCUGUUAUUUUGUCUUCCUUCAGCAAAUAUUGACAAGAGCCCGCUCCCGGUGAAUGAAAUUUAAGUGCAUUGAAGAGGACCGAUCUUGACACAGGUUUUGUACAGAAUAAAACGUUCAACAGAACCGUUCGGUGGUUCACGAAGUGCACGUCGAGAUACUUUUUGCUCACAGAAAUUAUUCUGGUCAAUUGUUUUAUACUCACGUGGAGAAUAGAGCCUAGAAAGAAAUUUUGUCAUUGUCAUAAUUCAUAUCUGACAUUUCUGUAAAAAUAGCGAGAUGAACUUUGAUGUUGCAUUUUGAGGAGAGUCGUAAAGGAAGUUGUUUUAAUGUCAAGGCAUCCGCACACACCAUCAACAGGAGAAAGUAGGGAACCUAAGAGGAAGCUUUGAAAACUGUUCGGGACUAGUAUGACUGUAGAAUGUCAACAUUGUGUAUCUCAUGGUCCAUGCUGUGAUCGACGCGUUGAUUUGACAGGACGAAUUAUAUUUCUGUUUGGAUGAUUCUACGCAAAUACAGUAUAUAGGAACGAAUGAGCCGAUAUUAAUCUAUCCAUGAAUGGUUCUCCAGAGUGAACCCAAGUGUGAAGGAGAAGAAAGGAAGAACUGUGAAACCAUGGAAGUGACACUUCCCUGGUGAAACCAUGGAGGUCUUAACCUGUGUUUCUUGAAACCUUCCCUGAAGAGAAACAUUUGGGUGUAACGUGAUCAGAUCUGCAUUAUCAAGUCGCAAGUUGCAAAAGCUACUCGAUUGUUUAUUUGGCCAGGACCAAGAUGUAAGCUAAUGAGUGGAACGUUUGGACAGCAUUAUUUCCGUUAUUUUAAGAGGUGUAUACAGGAAUAUGCAGCUGCAGAAAAGGAUCAAAUAGUUGUGUUGCAAGGUUUUGUAACUUCAUCCCACGUUAUUUUCAUGUGAUAUAAAAGAACGAACAUCUUUACAUUAAGCUUGUUGGAGACAGCAGAAUAACAGCAGAAUAAUAUAUGAAUAUAGUCUUUCUUUAUUCUGCAAGCGACUCUUUUUUUAACUACCUAUAUUUUUUUCUUUGUGCAAUCUGUGAAAAAUAAUAGCCUUCAAGCAGAACACUGUAAAGAUACAUUAUCCUUCUGAUUUUAAUGAUUGCAAUUUGGAACACCGCCUGUACUGCAACGACUUAUCCAUUAGCAAUGGACUCCGGAAUGGACUUCGGAUUAAACUGAACUAUUCUAAGAAGUUCCACGAUGUGUUUCGUUUUGGAUGAAACAGAAUAUUAUUGUUAAAGUCCACAAUACAAUCGCCUCGUUGCCAUCUUAGAACGUCAGAUGAAAGAACAAUUCUCUCACUUUGAAACUGUAUACUUUCGUAUACACCCAACGGAUUCCCAAAACACAAAUAUCUACAUUAUUAUAUAAAUUGGUACCGAGAUCAAAUUGAAAAUGGCAAAUGAAUCGUCGAUACACGAUGUUGGGUACUCGGAGUAUGUCGAUACGAACUGGACAUCGAGCGACAACUCAUCGACGGGAUCGGGGAGUUGCUCGGUUGAGGUCAGCUCAGCGAGAGAAGAAAUGGAAGUUCUACGAUCUGUAAGAUGGGGUAUCGCCAUACUUGUAACCCUCACUGUACUAUCUAGUGCUACUAUCGGCAUGUUUCUACACUCCUGGAUGAAGAUCAGAAGACAUGUGCCUUACGGAAAUAGAAGAAUAUUUCUUGUUCGUCUCUUUGGGCUUUUUCCGGUCUUUUCAGGAACAUCUUUAGCUGGAUUCUAUGUGCCCAAGGCAUCUCUUAUUGCAAACUGGGGAGCAAGUUUAUAUCUUUCGACGACGCUUUAUACUUUCGUUCUCCUGAUCGUUGACUACUAUGGUGGGGUUGAGCCCAUGGAACAUCACAUUGAAGGUAUCAAAGUAUCCCUCUCAGCCCCACCCCUCACAUGCUGCUGUCCAUGCUUGCCAAAGAUUAAUUUCACCAUGACGAACUUUCAUCGACUAAGGCGACUAGUCUUACAAACCGCUUACAUCAGACCUCUUUGUGUAUUCAUCGGUGCUGUGUUGUGGGCAGACGGUAUUUAUAAACCAUCCAUAAUCGAGGCUGACUCGGCCUUCGUCUACCUUAGCAGUAUCAGUCUCGUAUCGUCCCUGGUCGCUGUCUACGGCCUCUCCGUCAUCUAUAACGCCACCCACACCACUCUCCAACACUUUAUGAUCUCCAUCAAGUUUACAACCAUCAAGUGCGUGCUCAUCAUUACCAACGGUCAGAACCUCCUCAUCGCCAUCCUCAUCGCCACCGAUGUCAUCCCGUGCGUGGGACCCCUCGACUCGGCCGUCAGGGGAGAACUUCUCUAUAACAUGCUCGUAGUGUUCGAGAUGUUCCUCUUGACAUUCAGCUUCAAACUAUACUACUGGCGAUGGAUGGUCAAACACGAGUACGGUCACCGGUUCGCAUCGGCAUCGGUCGGCGACUUCGCUGACCUCGGUGAAAACGCUCCCAUGAAAAUCACCCACGACCGCUUAAACGACCUCCAGGAAAAAUCGAGCGCCAACGGGUCCCUGUCAAAUAUCUCGAAGACGGGUUCGUUUAAGAGCGAGACCGUAGUUUGAUCGAAUGGAGUCUAUUGCACACGAUCGGAUUUGCCUGCGAUUGGUUUGCGACUGAUAUACGACUAAGUGACGAUUGAAUCAAACGACGGUAAUGGGUCUCGUUCAUGACCUCGCGAUAUAACAACAAUUUUAUAUGCGAGGUGUUAACAUCAUGCCAAUACUAUUGUCUGAUUGGCUGGAAGUUGGAUUGAGCCUACGAUCCAAGGGAUCAUGGCAAUCCUUUAAUUGUUAUUAUAUGCUUUCGAUUGCCCCCCCCCCCGAGUCAGGUCUUACAACUGGUCUAAAAUGAUUUGAUAUAAAGUCAUUUCUUAUCUUACUCGAAUCGUAAGCAGUAAAAUCCAUGCGGAUCACAGUUUUGCAGGUUUUUAGCUUUCAAACCUGUCCCAUCGGAUGUAUUCUUAAAACGAUUGGGAACAUGCUCUUUAGCUCGGUAAAAUGAUACCUAAUAUUUUGUAAAUGUUAUGCAAUGUUGCGUUGAAAUUUAACCCUAAAACAUACAUUUUGCCCAAUAUGGGGGAAAAUAUCAUCCAGCAAACAUAUAUGUUCCCUUUCUAUCCAAUAUUGGGUAAAGUUUUACUCAAUCUUUUUUAGAGUGCACUAAAGCAUGUAUGGUUAAUUGCCUAAUCGUCUAUUUCCAACUCGUCCACUCAUGGGUCUACCUUCAUUAAAUCUAAUGCCAUUCCGUCCAUCAACAUUUUCGUCUACCCACCAUUUGGUCCAAUAAUCACUUCGUCUAAUCACCAGUUCAUCCGACCAUUUCGUCUCAUACCAGUUGGUCUACUUUGUAAUACCAAUUUUUCUUUUCAUUCAUUCCGCCUAAUGAGCACUUAGUCUAGUUAGACCAAAUGGUAUAUGGACUAAUUGGAUUGGCUAUUGGACCAACUGGUUGUUAGACGAAAUGGUGAGUGGAUGAUAUGGCAGUUAGACCUUGUGGAUAGUGGAUGAACUGAUGGUAGACAAAAUGAUAGUAGACGAGUUGGUAGUUCGACGACUUGGCAAUAGACCAAUUGAAAACGAACCUAUAGCAUCACCUCAUGGAUUUCAUCAAAUUCAAUUAAUGACGAAAACUGGUGUGUAGUAUGGCAAAUAAUAACAGCAGACCAGGGGACCGUUUCAUAAAGCUGUUCGUAAGUCAAGAGCGACUGAUCCUUCCUUGUGGUAAAUGAUGUUCAGCAUUAUGUUCAUUGGUGAUUAUUUAGCGCAUAAGAAAGGCUCACCAAAACAGUCGUUCUUACAGUUGCUCUUUACUUACGAACAGCUUUAUGAAACACCCACCAGGGGCCCGUUGCAUAAAACUUUUACCAUAUAAAAAUACUCGCAAAAUUUUUGCCAGAGUUAUUUAAUGUGUAAUUUUCAAUGGCAUAAUUUUGUUUGCCAAUUAUGGCAAAGGUUUUUUGCAACGGGUCCCAGAAUGGGAUUUCUUUGAAGGGAUAUUAUACAUAACUAAAGGAAGUAUUGUGGUCUAAUAUAUCAUAACUAAACCAAUAAAGAAGCUCAUUUGAAAUACUUUAAGUUGGUCGAAUGUAUCUCAUAGAGCUAUUUCUCUUCUUACUUAAUAAUUUUAUUGUCGAUUAUCUGACGGUGAGGUGAAGAUAGAGUGAACUGGAUGAAAAGGUUGAGUUUGUGAUUCUGGAUUUUUUUUAAAGAUAUAGAUCAUACGUCAACCGUUAUUUUUUUCUGCUUUGUACGAUAAUUCCCAGUUUCUAACCAUGCCAACGGAAGAAAGGAAAGGGGCAAUGUUAUAGAUUCAUAUACAUUUACUAUUAUUUUUUGGUGUAUUUAUGAGCCCUUCUCAUCUCUCACUAAGUCCAAAGAGAGGUUUGAUAUCCCUAGUAUCUUUCCAUCCUUCAGUUCUUUAAGCAUUCCCACAACUAGAGAACAAUGCCUUUGAGAUAGACUAUAUGGAUAUUACUAGAUGGACUAAGCGUUUACACUGUUUAAGAUUUUAAACAACUCUUUAUUGAGCCCGUCACUCUAACAAUAUUAUUUGAAUUUUAAAAGCAACCAAACCUGUUUAAACUUUCGUAAAAUUGUCCACCAUUACGAAGCUGGUCAUAAUGGUGUUGAGAAUAAACCGUCUAUCGAAAAUUUCCAUGAUUAAAAAAACCUGUCUUUUAAAUAACAUUGCCCAAAAUCUAAACAGCACAUGUUUGAAUAAUAGUUGCUAGAUCAACGAGCUUAAACAGCAUUUCUUAAGAUGUAUAAACUCAAUACAACCCUCAAUUUUUAUAUGUAUUGCUUAUUGAAUACAUUUAUGAUAAGAUGCAGAUUGAAUGCUGGAGGUACCUUCCUGAUCUCUCUCAUUGUCAAAUUGAUAUUUUAUAUGUUUUUCCUAUGCUUGAUAACUUUAGGUAUGUUUUAUAGUGUUGUAAGUUUUGAUCAUGGGACAUGCUGCAUUUUUACAAUAUAAAACGGAACUAUUUUAUUGAUCACAUCAAUUAUUAAACGCUUGAAAAUAUGUGCAUAUCUCAUGCUGCCACCAACGAAUAUAAUAUACAGGAAUAUAAGAUUGGUUUUAUUGUCAAAGUAUAAUGAACAUGAUUACUGGCUCUAUGUAUUUUUGUAUUGUAUUAUUCUAGAUUUAUACACAGGCCUAUGGUUCUUCGAAUUCUAAUAAAUGAUUUAUACCUCAGUUUA